Molecule: messenger RNA, 753 nt
Organism: Emiliania huxleyi CCMP1516
Lineage: Eukaryota; Haptophyta; Isochrysidales; Noelaerhabdaceae
Exons: 3
Coding region: 1-753 (250 amino acids)
Cellular component (GO): membrane
Source: RefSeq, a predicted model, not a curated record
AUGGUGCAGCUGAGCUGCGAUUUCGAGGUCGACACUUGCGUCUGGAACGACACCGCGCCGGACGGGUACUCUUGGACCCGCACGAACGGCAGCACGCCAUCAUUAAACACAGGCCCGAGCGGCAACCACUCCACUGGCUCGGGCUACUACAUCUUCACCGAGGCUUCAGGUAGCCGCUCCAACAAGCUGCACCAGCUCAAGAGCCCGCUCUUCUCGCUCGAGCAAGACGCCACCCUCUCCUUCGCCUACCACAUGUACGGCUCGAGCAUGGGCACCCUCUCCUUCGAGGCCUACGACAACGAGACGGGCUGGUCGACGCUCUGGAGCAGGUCGGGCGACAAGGGCAACGACUGGCUCGACGCGGCAGUCGUCCUGCCCGCCUCGGCGACGCAAGCGAGCAAUGGGUUCAGCUUUACACGCACAUAUCCAAACGGCUACUGCGACGACAUGGCCGAACUCGAGCUGGGAGCAUCCUUUCCAGCUGGGUACUACGAGCACGUCAUGGAGUGGAGCGCAUCGGGGGGUUCGUUGCAGGGGUGCUCAGCAUUCGUUGUUCGAACGGCUGACACUUCCUGCAACGGUUGCAGCUGGGCCGGGACGAACACGGCGUUCGAUAUCGAAGGGAACAGCCAGUCGGAGACCGUGAGCUCAUCGGGAGCUCUUGCGCUCGACGCGUUCGAUCGCUUCUUUUUUGCGCACACCUGCUGGGGCUAUGGCACCAUCACUCUGCUCGACGUCUGGCACAGCGUCUGA